AUGGGGAGGAAGAAGAUACAGAUCACUCGGAUUGUCGAUGAGAGGAAUCGACAGGUGACUUUCAUGAAGAGGAAGUUUGGUCUAAUGAAGAAGGCCUACGAGCUCAGCGUUCUGUGUGACUGUGAAAUCGCCCUCAUCAUCUUCAACAGCUCCAACAAGCUGUUCCAGUAUGCCAGCACCGACAUGGACAAAGUCCUACUGAAAUACACUGAGUACAAUGAACCGCACGAGAGCAGAACCAACUCGGACAUUGUCGAGGCACUCAACAAGAAAGAGCACAGAGGCUGCGACAGCCCCGACGCCGAUUCCUCCUACGUUCUCACCCCCAGUACUGAGGAGAAAUACAAGAAGAUUAAUGAGGAGUUUGACCAUAUGAUGAGGAGUCAUAAAAUUUCCACAGUCCCCCCACAACAGAACUUCAUGCACGUAGCUCCUGGCAGCAUGGCAUACAGCCCCGGUGCAGGAGGGGGAGGUGGAGGCGGAGGUGCGACCUCCCAGGCUCUGGCUGCAGCCACAGCAGCUCUUGCUGACAGUGGGAUCCUCUCCUCUCCACACACACACCUCCACAGAAACAUAAACUCUCCACAAAGAUCUCCCAGCACUGGAAACACAGGUGGCCUGCAGGGCAGUUCAGAUCUUGCUCUGCAAAAUGGAUCAGGAGCAGUUGUGAAUGGCUAUGUGGGCUCAUCUGGUGGAAACAGCCUGGGGAAGAUCAUACCGCCCAAAUCUCCUCCUCUCCCACCUCCAGGCAACAGCCUGGCCCCCACCAGCCGCAAAACUGACCUCCGAGUGGUCAUACCCCAGUCCAAAGGAAUGAUGCAAACACUGAGUAACCAGAGGCUGAGCAGCAGUCAGUCCAACCAGCCUCUGUCCACUCCAGUGGUCUCCAUCAACACACCCAGUCUGCCUCAUCAGAGUCUGGUCUACACCGGUAUCAGCUCUGUCUACAACAAUGAUUACUCCCUGAACAGUGCUGACUUGUCAGGCUUCAGCUCCCCUACAGGUCCCUCUUUGGGCUCCAUGGCAGCAUGGCAGCAACACCAGCUGGGCGCACUGGGGUCUGCAAGCUCCAACCUCUGCCUCAACACCAACCACAACAUCAACAUUAAAGCCGAGCCAAUCUCCCCACCCCGCGACCACCUCAGCCACUCAGGUUACAUGACCCAGCCUCAUGGCUCUGCUCCUCAUCAUCACUCCUCUUCCUCCUCAUCCACCAGAGCAGAGAUGGGGAGAUCUCCUGCAGACAGCGUCAGCUCCUCCUGCAGCUCCCACGAAGGCGGCAGCGACCGAGACGAGCAGCAGCAGCAGCAGCGGCCGGACUUCCACUUACUCCCUGUGAGCCGGUCAGAGGGCAGGGAGAGUCCCACAGUCAAACGAAUGCGAAUGGACAGCUGGGUUACAUAGAGCCUAGCAGUCACAUGACAACACAGCAUCAAGGCAAACACAAAGAUGGACACUGUUAUGCAAAUGAAAUGUGGAUUUUAUUGACGUGUUCUGUUAGUUUUCUUUAAAUUAUCUCUGUUUUUGUUUAUUGUUUUGUUAGGGAGGCAGAUGUUUGAGAAGGGUGGAGCAACAUUGGUCUGAAUAUUCUGUGUCUGUCAGAAUCAUCUCAGAAAAUCUUCAGUGGUACUUUAUAAAUAUGAAUCAUUUUAAAAUUAUGGGUCCAAUUUCAGUGCACUCUGUCAUUUUCUUAUUCAGUGGGACGCAGCACACAGAAGAAUGAAAAAGUGCAAGAUUACAGCAGUGAAGUGUUUCUGGGUGUCACUUAUUCAUUGCUGAUCCUUCUCAGGGUUUAAAACGCCUGAGUCCAACGUGAAAGCAAUACUCCCUCCACAUCAUCCUGUUGCUCCUCUUUUAAAAAAACACUUAUUUAUAUCAGCCAAAGCAGUAUGCUGUUUUGUUUUUGUUUUUUUAAUGUCGUGUGAGCGUGUUUUUAUAAUGUGCACAGACAAUAUUUCCUUCAGAUACAGAUUUAAAACUGAAAGCCAUGGACACUUUGUUCUCUACGUGCUACCGAAAAAUGUCUUUAUUGUUUUUGUAUAUAGUAUCUUUAAUAUAUAUCAC
Molecule: messenger RNA, 2064 nt
Organism: Scomber japonicus (chub mackerel)
Lineage: Eukaryota; Metazoa; Chordata; Actinopteri; Scombriformes; Scombridae
Product: myocyte-specific enhancer factor 2A-like
Exons: 9
Coding region: 1-1404 (467 amino acids)
Biological process (GO): cell differentiation; positive regulation of transcription by RNA polymerase II; heart development
Molecular function (GO): protein dimerization activity; histone deacetylase binding; DNA-binding transcription factor activity, RNA polymerase II-specific
Source: RefSeq, a predicted model, not a curated record